Messenger RNA from Peniophora sp. CBMAI 1063, 1464 nucleotides. The record is from the annotation of a GenBank genome assembly. Lineage: Eukaryota; Fungi; Basidiomycota; Agaricomycetes; Russulales; Peniophoraceae.
AUGCUGAACGACGGACAUGCUACCACGACGACGCAGGAUGUGCUGAAUGCCGCGACGGGCCCGACGUCGAAUGCGACGAAGAAGGCGUUGUAUGCUGAGCGGCCGACGGCGAUCUUGCAUCGGACGCCGUGGCGCCCGCCUGUGGCUAGUAAAGCGCAGGGAAUGGAGAUCACGCUUGAGGAUGGGAGGGUGUUGCUUGAUGCGGUGGGCGGUGCUGCGGUGGCGUGUAUCGGGAUGGGGAACGAGAGGGUAAAGCAGGCGAUCAAGGAUCAGGUCGACGAGUGUGCUUAUGUGUACAGUAUGCAGCUCUCGAAUGAGCCCGCUGAGGAGCUUGCCAAUCUGCUCGUCGAGCAAAGCAACGGCGCAUUCGAGAUGUGCGGUUUCUUCGCAGGUGGAUCGGAGGCGAUGGACGCCAUGCUCAAACUGAGCCGUCAAUUCUGGGUCGAACAAAAGCAGCCCCAACGCGUAAACUACAUCUCCCGCGAACUCUCCUACCACGGCAACACUCUCGGCACGCUCCAAAUAAGCGGGCACGUCACACGCCGCGCACCGUACAACGCCAUUCUGAACCAGAACAACUUCCACAAGGUGUCCCCUGCGUACGCGAAGAGGUUCCAGCGUGAGGACGAGAGCGAGGAGCAGUAUGUCGCUAGAUUGGCGAAGGAGCUUGAGGAUAAGAUUCUCGAGUUGGGGAAGGAGACUGUCAUUGGGUUCAUCGCGGAGACGGUUGUGGGCGCUACGACGGGCGUUGUGGCGGCGCCGAAGGGGUACUUCGCCGCGAUGAAGGCCGUGUGCGAGCGCUACGACAUUCUGUUCUGUCUAGAUGAGGUCAUGUCAGGCAUGGGCCGAAUGGGCACGAUGCACGCGUGGGAGAGUUUCGGCGACGGCGCGGCGCCGGACAUGCAGGCCGUCGCGAAGGGCCUUGGUGGCGGCUACGCGACGAUCGGUGCGGUCCUUAUGGGCCCGAGAGUCACUCGCGGUAUCCGCGACGGUGCCGGCUUCAUGAAGCACGGCCACACCUACCAGAGUCAUCCGAUCGCGUGCGCAGCGUCUCUGGCUGUCCAAAAAGAGAUCGCCGAGGGCAACCUGCUCGCCAAUGCGCGCGAGCAGGGCGCGUACUUUGGGGAGCUUCUCGAGAAGCGCCUCAAGGAGAGCAAAGCUGCGCCGUUCGUGUUUGACGUUCGGGGCGGUGGCGCUUUCUGGGGUGUCGAGUUUGACUUUGACUGUCCCGAGGGGAAGGGAUACAAAUUCAACCAACCAUUUGCUAUGGCGGCGCAGGCGCGCGCUCUGCAGAACGAUCUCAUCAUCAUCGGGAUGACUGGUGGUGCCAGGUUGGACAACACGAAGGGUGACACGAGCAUCUUUGCGCCGGCGUACAAUGUCACGAGGGAGCAGGUGGAGAAAAUUGUGGAUGUGUACGUGAAGAGCGUGGAGGAGGUUCUGGCGGAGUCUGCCGUACAAUAG